CUUCAACUGCGCCUGCCCGUGGUCCACCAGGGACUGUGCAGGGAUCUCCCUGUUUAUCUUUUGUCAGAGCCCGGUAGACGGCAGAGCUGCGGUUCAGAGGAUAGCCUAGCUGUGCUGUGUUCUACGUCGCUGCGACGCCGGCAAUGAGGGUACAUGCAAAAAUAAAAUAGGCAGAAUUCAAUCACCCGACAAGCUCUAGGGUGAGAAGAAGAGGGUAGUGCUCCAGCGACCGAGUGAACACUCUCUCGUCUGCUUGGCUUUCUACUGAGAAGGAGCGACAGAUUCCCCUGCAAUCAUGGGUAACCAGGGAAUGGAAGAUCUGAUCCCUCUUGUGAACAAAAUGCAAGAUGCAUUCACGGCCAUUGGACAAAAUUCCAAUCUGGACCUUCCCCAGAUCGCUGUGGUGGGUGGCCAGAGUGCGGGGAAAAGCUCGGUGCUGGAAAACUUCGUGGGCAAGGACUUCCUCCCUCGUGGAUCUGGCAUCGUCACUCGCCGUCCCCUGGUCCUGCAGCUCGUCAACGGCCCCACAGAGUUUGCCGAGUUUCUCCAUUGCAAAGGGAAGAAGUUCACAGAUUUCAAUGAGGUGCGGCAGGAGAUCGAGGCAGAGACGGACCGUGCCACUGGCCACAAUAAAGGCAUCUCUCCUGUGCCCAUCAACCUACGGGUCUACUCCCCAAAUGUGUUGAACCUGACUCUGGUGGACCUGCCAGGGAUGACCAAAGUCCCUGUGGGAGACCAGCCGGCGGACAUCGAGAACCAGAUCAAGGAGAUGCUGAUGCAGUUCGUCACCAAGGAGAACUGUCUGGUGCUUGCCGUCUCUCCUGCCAACGCAGAUCUGGCCAACUCUGAUGCCCUCAAGAUUGCCAAAGAAGUAGACCCACAGGGUCAGAGGACCAUCGGUGUGAUCACCAAGCUGGACCUGAUGGACGAGGGAACUGAUGCUCGAGAGAUCUUGGAGAACAAGCUGCUCCCACUGCGAAGAGGUUACAUUGGCGUGGUGAACCGCAGUCAGGCCGACAUCGAUGGGAAGAAGGACAUCCACGCUUCCAUGGCAGCCGAGAAAAAGUUCUUCCUGAUGCACGCCAGCUACAGACACAUGGCCGAACGCAUGGGGACCGUCUACCUGCAGAAAAUCCUUAACCAGCAACUGACCAAUCACAUCCGAGACACUCUGCCAGCUCUGCGCACCAAGCUGCAGGGCCAGCUGCUGUCCAUUGAAAAGGAGGUGGAGGAGUAUAAGCACUACCGCCCAGAUGACCCAUCACGCAAAACCAAAGCCCUGUUACAGAUGGUGCAGCAGUUCUCAGUGGACUUUGAGAAGCGAAUUGAGGGCUCCGGUGAUCAGAUCGACACCUAUGAGCUGUCAGGAGGUGCCAAGAUCAACCGCAUCUUCCAUGAGCGAUUCCCCUUCGAGCUUGUUAAGAUGGAGUUUGACGAGAAGGAGCUUCGUAAGGAGAUCAGCUACGCCAUCAAGAACAUCCACGGCAUCAGGACCGGUCUCUUUACCCCAGACCUGGCCUUUGAGGCCAUAGUGAAAAAGCAGAUCCAAAAGCUGCAGGUGCCCACCCUCAAGUGUAUAGAUAUGGUAGUCAGCGAGCUCACCUCCACCAUACGAAAGUGUAGCGAGAAGCUUGCCCAGUAUCCCAUGCUGAGGGAGGAGAUGGAGAAGAUUGUCACCCAGCACAUCAGAGAUCGUGAGAGCCGCACCAAAGACCAGGUGCUGCUGCUGAUUGACAUUGAGCUCUCCUACAUGAACACCAACCACGAGGACUUCAUCGGCUUUGCCAAUGCUCAGCAGAGGAGUGCUCAGAAGGUAGGAGGAGGGAAGAAAGCUACUGGAAAUCAGCAGGAUGAGAUCAUGGUGAUCAGGAAGGGCUGGCUCACCAUCAACAACAUUGGCAUCAUGAAGGGCGGAGCCAAGGAGUACUGGUUCGUGAUGACAGCCGAGUCCCUGUCCUGGUACAAGGACGAUGAGGAGAAAGAGAAGAAGUACAUGCUCCAGGUGGACAACCUGAGGCUGCGGGAUAUAGAUGCAGGCUUUAUGUCCAGGAAGCACAUCUUUGCCCUCUUCAACACUGAGCAGAGGAAUGUGUAUAAGGACUACCGGCAGCUUGAGUUGGCCUGUGAGGUCCAAGAGGAUUUGGACGGCUGGAAGGCCUCUUUCCUGCGUGCCGGCGUCUACCCAGAGCGUGCCAGUGACAAGGAAAAGGGUGAGGGCUCUGAGGAGAACGGCUCAGACAGUUUCAUGAACUCCAUGGACCCUCAGCUGGAGAGGCAGGUGGAGACCAUCCGCAGCCUGGUUGACUCCUACAUGGGCAUCGUCAACAAGACCGUCCGCGACCUCAUCCCCAAGACUGUCAUGCACCUGAUGAUCAACAACACUAAAGAGUACAUUAAUGCGGAGCUGCUGGCCCAGCUGUACUCAUGCGGGGACCAGAAUAGCCUGAUGGAGGAGUCUCAGGAGCAAGGCCAGCGCCGAGACGAGAUGCUGCGCAUGUACCACGCCCUCCGCGAGGCCCUCAGCAUCAUCGGAGACAUCAGCACCACCACCAUCUCCACGGCGAUGCCCCCGCCCGUGGACAACACCUGGCUGGAGGUGCAGAGAGGAGGAUCUGGUGGCAGGUCUCCUGCUACCAGCCCCCUCCCUCAGAGAAGGGGCGCCCCUCCUGGUCCCCCCUCCCGCCCUGGAUCUCGGGGCUCAGCGCCGGGACCCCCUCCUGGUGGACCCCCGGUCCCUUCACGCCCCGGGGCGUCGCCUGAUCCAGGACCCCCUCAGAUUCCCUCCCGACCCAACCGUGCCCCCCCAGGCGUGCCCAGAAUCACAAUCAGUAGCCAGUGAGGACUAACGCUUCUGGUACUUCAGCGGAAAAUGAGAGACUUGCAACAAACUAUCCAGAAAAUACACCCCCCCCCCCCCCCUCAAAAAAAGAAAAGAAAA
Molecule: messenger RNA, 2938 nt
Organism: Clupea harengus (Atlantic herring)
Lineage: Eukaryota; Metazoa; Chordata; Actinopteri; Clupeiformes; Clupeidae
Gene: dnm1a
Product: dynamin 1a
Exons: 23
Coding region: 296-2839 (847 amino acids)
Biological process (GO): synaptic vesicle budding from presynaptic endocytic zone membrane; receptor internalization
Cellular component (GO): microtubule; synapse; plasma membrane
Molecular function (GO): GTP binding; GTPase activity; microtubule binding
Source: RefSeq, a predicted model, not a curated record